CUGAAAUAAAAACUACAACUCGCUUCUGCGCGAGUCAAACUAACCGAAGUAUUUAUUAAUUUACUCGACCAGCUUCAGCUCUGGAAGGAAGGAAUAAGGACCAAAACGAGAACAACUAGCUCAUUGAGAGAGGACUGAACAGCCAAUCACAGGACAGGACACUAGAUCUCCAUGGUAACCGCGGAUCGUUUGGGGAAGGGCAGGUGUUUGUUGUUUCCAGGUGAAGAUUAGACGUGUCGUCUUUUGAAAAAGGAACUCUGCGUGGUCAGUGAUGGCUGGGACGGCCAGAAAAGAUCGAGAGAUGGCGAUGAACGCCAAGCGCCAGCUGUCGGAGUGCUCGGACCCGGUGGAGAGACUCCGGCUGCAGUGUCUGGCUCGAGGGUCGUCUGGGAUCAAAGGGCUGGGCAGAACCUUCAAAAUAAUGGAUGAUGACAACAGCCGCUCCCUGGACCUGAAGGAGUUCCUGAAGGGUUUGAGUGAUUACGGGGUCCCGAUUGAGAAGAAAGAAGCCACGGAUCUUUUUCAACUCUUUGACAAGGACGGGAGCGGGACCAUCGACUUUGACGAGUUUCUCCUUACGUUGAGGCCAGAGAUGUCGAAGGCCAGGAAGGAGGUGGUGAUGGAGGCAUUUCGGAAGCUGGAUAAGACAGGUGACGGGGUGAUCACUGUCGAAGACCUGCAAGGGGUUUAUAACGUCAAGCAUCACCCCAAGUAUCAGAACGGGGAGUGGACAGAGGAUCAAAUCUUCAGGAAGUUUCUGGACAACUUUGACUCUCCGUAUGACAAAGAUGGAAAGGUGACCAAAGAAGAGUUCGUCAACUAUUACAGCGGCGUCAGCGCCUCCAUCGACAGCGACGUCUACUUUAUUCUUAUGAUGAAAAACGCCUGGAAGCUCUGACUCGCGUCAAAGAACGAGAAAACUUGUUAAAAAAAAAUCCAAGAAAACAGAUAAAAUGCCUUUAUUACAUCUGGCACAUCCAGACUAGAAUAACAUAUAAAAAAAAUCACUUCAACACGUUUCAGUGUCCAGUUUUGUUUUAAUGAAGUACAAUGAAGGCAUUUUGGCUUUUUUUCAAAAGACAAGUGCCAGUUUAUAACAACGAAAAACCGAAGAAGUGAAUCAAAAAGUCUUUGUGAAAAUAAGACGGCACGUGCGGAGCCAGAAGUUGUAAACAUUCGGGGCUCAGCCCAAACCUGGUCCUGGGGUCCUGGUGUAGCAGGUGUGUACUCUCUCUCUCUCGUUACUCUUCGUUGGCUAUCACAGCCGUUUAUUCUGAUAAAUAGCAGAAUAGUGUCUCACAAUCACAUUUGUCACUAUAAAGAGCUCCAGUUAGCUAAAAUGAAAACAGAAAUUAUUCAGUUUAUUGUUGCCACAGUUGUAUCAUAAAAGCUAAGCCUCAACCAGACUAGCAAGCUAGCACAGCGUAGUGACCUUUUUCAUUUAAUCUAAAACAAAAGAAACAAAACCAAAUUGGUCUCUAAUAUAAAAUGUGAGACCUCCCGUGUGGAUAUACUACAUGCAUACUAAACAUAUCACAAUGAACACAUUUACCUAACUAUAACAGUGGGGCUCAGUAUAUGUGACUUACCAUGAGACAGGCUACAGCAGACUGGUGAUGGUGUGUAGGAAUCUACCCUAAAGUCUGCAGAAUAGCACCAGUAGAUGGCGCUCAUGUUACAGAAAAAGCCUGUAUCAUAUGGAAACUACUGGCCAAAUGAAAAGUUACCUUUUAAUGGCAAGUGGAAUUACUAACUCCGCUACACUGGGACAUUGUUUCCCAUUUACAGCAGCUAUUUGGACUAUUUUUCAAGCCAUUUGAUAACAUGCCUAAAGAUCUGUACAUCAUUUGGGAAUAAAACAUGAUAGUUGCCAAGGAAAAACUGCAUUUGAUUAUGACAACAAAAGUGUGCAUGUCUGUAAAGAGGAGAUUUGUGGGUACUCAGAGAACCAUUUUCAUUCACAUAACUGGAGGUCAGACGUCAACUGACCCCUUUGCAAAAUGUUUUUUUCUCUCAACAAAAUGUGGCCUAACUUUGGAGCCACCUUCCCAACAAGCUAGCAGUUAUUGGUUUUAUUUAUAUAUAUUUAGUUAUUAGGACAAUGCACAAUAAUCAACGUUUCUGUAAAUGGCUAAUUUACUAAAAGGUAAAAAAACCUUCAUCCAACUUCCCAAAGAAGACUGAAAGCCAAAACGGGUUGAAGUGAUGUUUUUAAUCUUAUUCUAGUUCAAAUGUGUCAGAUGUAGUGAAGGCAUUUUACUUUUUCUUUGUAAAAACAAAUGCCUUGGAGAUUUUCUUGUUGCUCAUUGAAUUUGUUUGUGCCAAAGAGCACUGUUAUAUUUUCACAAAAACUAGUUCCAAGAAGCUCUCCAGUUCUUUGGUUUUUCAUUGUCAUUAUCUGUGUUGUAGGGAACUCUACAUUGCCUUAAUAAUAAUUAAUUUUAAUUUUGUUGAGUUACCGUAAUACGAUCAAGCUCUUUCUUCCAGCUGUAACUAAUCCUGUGCUUUCAGAAAUGAAUUCUUCAAAUAAAUGUACAACCAUAGUUUAGAGAGAGAUUCAUCAUCACAGAUCAUUUUGCAUCAUGCCAUCUGUUUUACCUUAAUUUUGUAGGUGAACACAAGGCAACAGUUUGAUUUAACAACUAUUAUAUUUUAUUGUACGAUGAUACGCAGCACAAUAUGCUUUGUUUAAAUAAAAAAACAUUGCUACAAUCAGACUUUACAGUAUAGUUUACAGUGUAUUUAGUACAGUUGAGUCUGGAGAAAAGGAAGCGUACAUUCUGGAAACAUGAGGUGUAAGUUGUGUUGAAUAUAUUAAGAAGCAGCAUUGUGUCAGAAACAGGAGGGUCAUGUUGCUGGAGCCAGAGUUGUAGUCAAGACCACCUAAUCCGAGACCAAGUCAUCACCGAGACAAGAGUGUAUCGAGACCGAGACAUUUUAUCGAGACAAGACCAGUGUGAGUUCCACACUGCGCCACACGAUAAAUGUGAAAAAUGCUAACCAUAGGCACUCCUCAAAUUAAUCUGAAAGAUCCCAGCCGUCUCAGUCAGCGUAACUUUGCAGAAUUCACACACUGUUGUGUGCUUUCUUUACCACAAAAUCUGAAUCUAUCAUCUACAUCUAUCAUCUAUAAUCUAAAAUUUCCCUUGGGAUGAAAU
Sander lucioperca (pikeperch) is the source of this 3158-nucleotide messenger RNA. RefSeq names its product calcyphosine-like b (gene capslb). Gene Ontology annotation, molecular function: calcium ion binding. The coding region runs from base 272 to 898 and encodes 208 amino acids. The transcript is spliced from 5 exons. The record is from RefSeq and is a predicted model, not a curated record. Lineage: Eukaryota; Metazoa; Chordata; Actinopteri; Perciformes; Percidae.